Messenger RNA from Schistosoma curassoni, 5368 nucleotides. Lineage: Eukaryota; Metazoa; Platyhelminthes; Trematoda; Strigeidida; Schistosomatidae. The record is from the annotation of a GenBank genome assembly.
GUAGUUCAAAAAUAACCAAACAAGGAUGGUAGAGGGCUCCAGCUUGUCUGUUGAGUCUGUGUUAUCUGCCAUUGAUGCGUUGUAUAUGAAUCCAGAUACAUCUGUCAAAGAGCAAGCUUCAAAAUGGCUGUGUGAAUUUCAAAAAUCAGUUUAUGCUUGGCAAAUAUCCGAUCAGUUGCUUUAUAUGAAUAGAGAUUUAAAUUCUUGUUACUUUGGAGCUCAAACCAUACGCAAAAAGGUAUGUUUUAUGUAGGAGCCAGUAAUACUUUAAGAUUCAAUGUCACUUUACUGAACUCCCAGUGGAGUCGCACGAAGGACUAAAAAACUCUCUCCUGCAACAUGUCCAAGAACUUAGAGAAAACACUAGCCUACCGAUAGCAAAUCAGUUGUGCUUAGCCGUCGCAGAUUUGUUUUGCCAUAUGGUUCAGUGGAAAGAUGGUAUCAAAGAUAUUGUUUCGAAGUAAUUGCAGAGUAUUUAUUAAAAUAUUUCCACAGAUUUUCAGAACCAGACGUCUCAUGUAGCUACUUAAUUGAUAUUCUGAAAUUUAUUCCUGAAGAGGUAGGGAGCGUGUUAUUCUAAUGCACUUGUAGAUGAACAGCAGUACUCUUCGACUAGGAAUGAAUCGUCGACACGCUCUUAUGAGUCAGUUUGAAGGGAGCAAACAGUUUGUGUUGGAGUUUCUGGUAAGCAUUUGACAACCUCAGGUUAAAUUGUGCAUCACUUCACUACAAAUCGGUUGUUGAUGCCGUAUACAUCUUUUUUUUACGUAUGUCCUUGUGAAGACAGGUUUUGCGAUAUUAUAUUUUGUAACUUUACUACAAGUGUAGAUCACAUGUAUUCUUUACCGCCAGCAAAUAAAUUACGAUCUUUUGUUAACUACCCUUACAUUUUUACAUACCGAGUCAUCUUGAUAUUAAUUUUAGAAGGAUAGUUGUCCUCUCAUUCAUCGUCAAAUUGAAGUGGUCGUAGUUCCACUCUAAAUUUGCUCUAUAACUUAUUUCUUUGCUAUUUUGUGUACCACUCCAUCAGAAUUACAACACAUACUCUUAAAACCUUUGUUGCUUCCGUAUCUUUUGAAACGUAAUUUACUUUAUAUCCUAUUUACAUAUUUCUUGUUCCAUAAGUAGAUAUGGUCAUAAAUUGUACUGUUUACCUGUUUCAACCAUUUCCAUUUUUUACAUACACCCAAAGUUGAUAUAUAAGCAUCAAGAAUGUAAUUCAACUAGAGUGCUUAAGAUACAUCUUGAAAUAUGACGUAUCAGAGUAGGACAAAAAUGAGCUAUCUUCAUUGCUACAUAUAAUCACUGUAGUUGAUAAAAAAUAGCAGGCAUGUAUUACAGAAGAAAAAAAUGCACCACACAAAUGAAUUGUUUUGUUGUACCAUGUCCCAACUAAUAUAGAUUUCUGGAGCUAGUCCAUCUGAACAUGCUACUCCCCUCGCCUUAGAUUGUCUAUGGCCUUUUCAACCCCACUUACGUCAAUUAGCCAUUCAUGUAUAUUGAGGGUGGUGGGUGAGUAAAGUAUGGCUGACGGUCAGUUAAGGUGUUCAGAUAUUCAAUACAUAAUAAGAUUUUCGGCUACUGAAAGCCUGGUUUUUCAGUGGUUUAUCUUUUGUAUUCCAUGGUAAUCAUUUACCACACUAAUUCUUUUAAGUACUUUUCUCAACAACGACGAACUCCAACUUUCUUUAAAAGCAUAAGGUCUUUACUAUGCCAACCGGAUUUCCCAUACAGAUUAUUGGGUAGAAACAUUUUAUGGUUUAAAUACUAUCCAUUCUGUCUUUUACCCGUAAGAUAUUUACUCUUUUGUAGCCGCUUUCGGAAGUUAAGUAAAAGUUAUCAUAGUCACAUCAUAUUACAAAUCUGAUCUAGUUGUUGUUAAACUUAAGUAUCAAUUUAAUAUUUGUAGUUUGAAAUAUGUAUUUAUUUUCAAACCAUUAUAUCAAGUAGUUAGCCACAGAGUUUUGCACCCAAAAUGAUAGCACGAAAUAGGAAUAAUUAAUUAAUUUCACAAGCAUUGUUUGUUCUUUAAAACAAAGGAAAAAAUUCCGAAAUUCGGUCUCAUUUUGUCUUUUCGUAAUUGAUGGUAUUAUUACUAGAUAGAAGUCCCUUUGCGUGAACCAAUAAUUUUAUGCAGAAUCCUGUUCGUAAGCCUUGAAAUGAUGGUUCUGGCUAAGGUAGACGGCAUUAGUGUUUGUGUUAUCAAUACUGAGGUCUUCUAUUUGUUUUUAGUCUCACAGAGCAAAAUCAGAACAAAUGGUUAUCUUAGCUAAGGUAUAUAAUUGUCUUGCAAGUUGGUGGGAUAAUACUGGAGUCAUGGUUGAACACGAUGUACCGAUUGACCCUCUCUUAAACACUGCAUUUGCUAUCCUUCGGAAUCCUUCCACUACUCCUGAAUCAACUUUCGAUGCAGCAUCUCAGUGGGUGCUAGCACUUUUAUACCAGUGUAAGCAACUUAGCAACUCAAACAGUGAAUUACUGCGUUGGCUUCAAGAAAAUAUUUACAGUCUAGUUAGUGUUGUGCAGGAAUGUUCCAAUUCUGUCGCGUCUGCGUUGGGAUCAAUUCAACAACAAGAACAGCUUGAACUGUACAAAGAUCGGUGUACUUGUUUGGCUCACAUUUUCUCGUCAUUAGCCAGAACUUUACGGCCUCCUCUAGUAGAUCAGCCCACUAGCCCUGGAUCAGGUGGUCUUGGAGACUUGCGUACUAUGGAGUGUAUUCUUGUAGUUCUUGAAAUACCUCCUCCUCUCGGUAGUCGUGAAUUGGCAUCUAUUACAUUCCACGCCUUACAUUCGUUGGCUGAUGAUGCAAUUCGACACCGGUCCAUGAGUGCUGCAGUAUCUGUGAAUCAGGGCCCCUUGGAAUCUUCGGUUAACAACUCUAAUACCUCUACUGGCGUGGCACGCCCAAUUGCAGCCUUAAUUCCUUACUUCACUCGCGUUGUAGUUGCGUUAACUAGUUACUGUCCUAGUAAUACAUCCGACUUAGAAAGCACCGAUGAAUUAAGAGAUUUUCGUGAGGAUGUUCAUGAUCUCAUGCAAGAUAUUCUGGGUUUGGUUGGAGCUGAGGCUAUUUUUGUCGAGCUAUACAAUUAUGUACAGAAGCUGCAAAUGUUAGCUAUGUCUGAGAAUGCACAGGCGUCGGCAUAUGAAGUGCUUCGAGAGUCUGAAGCAUGUCUGUUCAUGCUUACAACUGUUGCUAAACGUCUAUCUCCUCGUGAUCCUGAAGGACAUAUUUCGAAUCUUAUAUCAAAAUUAGUACUCCCAGGUCUCACAGGACCAUGCCCUCCUGCUCUUCAAGAAGUCGGUUGUAUGCUGUAUAUGGAGUUGGCUCAUUGGGCUGCCUGCCAUCCUCAGCUCCGGCGUCAAAUCGUUAACCAGCUGAUUGAGAUCAUCGAGAAGUCUGCUGGCGUUGAGUCCCAAUCUUUACGGCCAGGUCAAAAGCUUGCUGUUGGAGCGGCACUUUCAGCUCUUGGUUCUUUAUGUGCUGUGUAUCGCGCAACCCCAACAUCUACACCUAACGGAGAUGUUUCUACUCAUUCCCCUUGUAACUCCGAUUCUCUUCGUCUUGCUCUAAUUGACGAACAUUGGCAAGAUUUGGUCAAUCGAGUUGCCUACAAUCUACCAAGACUUGCUUGGGUUCCUAUCCAUGAUGCUACUCAUUUUUUCGCUGGUAUUGGACGAGGUCUAAUAUGCUCUGUGGGCACAGGUGGUGGGGGAGUUGAAUUCGACCCUCGAGUGUCUAGACAAGCUUUUCCGAUGAGAGUAGCACAAAUAUGUAGCGUCAGCUUGGAAUGUUUAUCUAAGCUGAUGGAUGGUAAUGUCCCUAUCGAAGGUUCAGAUACUCUCAGUGAUCCCCGUGUAUGGCUUGAUUACCUAGCAGCACUGUUUCGUACUUUCAAUUGCCUUUUACGACGUUUGGGAAACCCAAGUUCUAGUCAGUGGGACACAAGGGAACGCAACGCUGUUGAUCGUACUACGUCCGAGUUGGUGCUUUCUGCUCAGAAUUGUUUAGCUGAAUGCUUGCAGUUAGUAAGAGAAGUAAUAUGGCCAGUUGUUACCCGUGUACUCACACAUUAUGCCUCGCGCAUGCGUCCAAUGGAGCAUGUUUGUCGUCUCAUACGUUUCAUUGUGCGUUGUUUUUCUGUGCACUUACGAGAUCUUCUCCCGGAGCUUGCUGAAAAAAUUGUACUGUCUUACACGACUGGAGGACAACAUUCAAGUUUUCUCUAUUUAACAAGCGUGCUAGUUGAUGAAUUCGGAGAACAAUUAGAUUGCAGAGUUGGUUUGGUUAACGUGUAUGAGGCAUUGAGUGGUCCAACACUGAAAUCUAUCUCUGGUUCUGGCCUUAUACAACAACCGCAUACUGUGGAAGAUCUAUUUCGGUUAUGCACCCGACUUGUACAACACUGUGCAGCUGUUUUUCUCACCAGUAGCAGGAUCAAUUUGAAUGAACUCUGCGAUACCGCUGUCUCUUCUCUAAAUCUGUGUUGUACCGGCCCUGGUGCUGGUUCGUCUAGUGAUGAUACACCGGAUCCAAACUCAUCUAAUAAUGAUGAAUCGAGUUCAUCGUCAGCUUCUACCAGCGCAUCAGCUGCAGCUGCUCGAUUUUUCAUCGAACUUAUCAUUUUUACGAACGAGGCAUGUGAGGAGACACCAAUGCAGGUUGUACAGAUUUUGGAGUCUGGUAGACAUCUUCCUACUCCCUCUUGCCAGUCAGCUCUAGCUGCUCAAAAUGUUAUUGUGUGGUUAACUUACUCCAGGCCUACGCAGCCUACUGAUCCUAGUAAUAUGAAUAGUUGUUGCGGCGGACAACGGUUAGUUUCAGCAUUAUUGCAAGCAUGUUGUCUUGGAUUAAUGGAUGAAAGGUUUCCCGAGAUGGCGGAUAUUUUAUAUCACCUUAAGGUCAUGAUUAAUCAAGAAAUGUUUCUUAACUGGCUGAAGAACGCAGUAGCCAAUUUGUCAACUAUGCGUACUGAUGGUUUAGUCCAAGCUACACAAGACCAAAUUACCGAUUUUCAAGAUGUUGUUAUGAAUUCAUCCCGGAGUUCAACGAUCGUACAUGCACUUGACUCAUUUUCAAGAUUGUUCCGAUGAAUUAUGCUCCCUGUAUACAAUUUUCAGUGUAUAAAAAGUAUUCAUCUCUCACUUUGCACUAUUUUAAAACAAGCUUCAAACUUUAUUCUAGAUAUCUUUGUUGUUAUGAGCAAUUUUAACCAAUGUAUUUUAAAACCUUAUAUAUAGCCACAUUUCGAGAAUUUUUCCAAUCUCCUUGAAUCUACUCUUUUUAUCCAUAACUAUAUGCAAAAUCCAGUCAAUUUGGUUAUAGUAAAUGAGCUAUUUAAAAUCAAAGAGAACAUUUUAAUCC